Ochlerotatus camptorhynchus is the source of this 1549-nucleotide messenger RNA. Its product is annotated as retinaldehyde-binding protein 1-like. Gene Ontology annotation, cellular component: membrane. NCBI's taxonomy places the organism in Eukaryota, Metazoa, Arthropoda, Insecta, Diptera, Culicidae. Gene Ontology annotation, molecular function: phosphatidylinositol bisphosphate binding. The transcript has 4 exons. The record is from RefSeq and is a predicted model, not a curated record. Bases 58 to 1272 code for a protein of 404 amino acids.
GUCAUUGUUUACAUUUCGAGUUAUACCCUUCUGACAUGUUUCACAUGAUAGUUUUACAUGCUCUCACUAACGUUUCUGUCAGUUCGUCUUCGUCUUCCCCUUUUGGUCGCAGGUUUGCGUCCUCCGUACUGCCACAGUAUUCCGUUGGCCGAUGCCAUAUCGGAUCGCUUGAUGGUCGCUAUGGGUAUACCCUUCACACACUCUCCAAUUCAUGUUUGCCACCAGCGACAAACUGCAGAAAGUGACAUCGAUAAUGUAUUCACAAACAUCUCUGCGAAAGUGCUUCUGGUGCCUUCGUUGGACAACCUAACUUCCAACUUUGCCAGAGCUUCCAGCAGGAUUGAAGUCUUCUCCGAUGACUACCGGUCUUCGCCCGAUCAGCUCUUCGUUCCUCAAAUGGAGCACGACUUUGGAUAUGACCUGGAAGAGGCCAUCAAGAGGGAAGGACUAUCCCGAGCCGAUCUGAAAGCUUUACGAACACCCCCCAUCGAUGGAGCACCACUCGAAAUACCCGAUAGGAUGUUGGCUUGUUUCCUAAGUGCAUGCAACAAGGAUGUUGCUGAAACACGAGAGGUCAUCAAAAUUUACUACAGCGACCGUCGGGAAGCUCCAGAGCUGUUCGACAAUCGAGAUCCUUUGAGUCCAAAAAUCCAACAAUGCUUUCAAAAUCAGGAUUAUUUUUUCUUGCCAGAAACUCCUUCCGGUUAUACCGUUAUCUAUCAUCGAUUGAACAACACCAAAGCAUCCAAUUACAACUUUGACGAAGCUGUUAAAACGUACUUUAUGCUGCUGGAAACUUGUCUGUAUCAUCGAGGCCCCCGUCCGGGUCUGGUUUGUCUGUUCGAUAUGGAAAACGUUGGCCUGUCGCAUCUUUUGCGGGUCAAAAUAGGCACCAUUCGAAAAUUCUUCCACUACUUGCAAGAAGGCUUGCCGGCGAAACUGAAAGCCAUCCACGUGUUGAAUGCCGUUUCCUUCUUCGAUAAAGUUCUCUAUCUUAUCAAACCGUUCAUGAGAGCUGAAAUUCUAAAUAUGUUGUUUCUAUACACUUCGAACGGUAGUUUGCAGAAACUGUAUGACGAGUGGAUUCCCCGCAGCUGCCUACCUUCGGAUUAUGGGGGUGAGCUGAAAUCGGUGGCUGAAUUGCACCAGGAGCACCUUAAAACAUUCGAGCUACUGCGACCGUACUUCCUUGCCGAAGAACGCCAUCGAAAAGGAGAAUCCAAGUUGAUAGAGGAGGCCAGCGAAAAAAUAAAAUCAUUGGACAUAGAUUAAAACUCAUUCUUCCCAUAAUAUCGUAUACACCUACGGUUUAGCCAAAAUAGCUUUUAAGGGAACUGAUAAUCACUACAAUUUGAACUCGAUAUGAACAAUUGCAGUACAACGAGAGCUCUGAGCCAUAGGGAAACUGAUUAUGAUAUUAUGCAAUUGUUCAAGUGAAUCUUUAAUCUUUGGUAAGCUUUUAAAGUUGAAUUAUAAGCUGGGCUUAGGGAUAAACUUUGUUAAGCAUUUUAGCAGCUAACCACUAUUGGCUUUAUAUGUUACGAUAAGA